AUGUCCGUCGGCAGUGCGGGCAGCGCGAGAGAAAGCCCGAGGCCCGGCAGCCGCGACCGAGGACCGAGCCAAAGCGGUCAUCGGGGGUCUUUGUCCUACAAGGAGCGCUGCGUGGACCCCUCCGAGCCAGAAUCCCCUCCGAAAGACUCCAACGGGAAGGAGAGCGACACCUUCCUGCCUUCGUCGGCCGAACUCCCGGCCGCCACGCAAAGCUGCAAUCCCUGCGCUUCUCCGAGGGCCUGCGGGACUUUAAUGUGCAGCGUCCUGACGUGCGGCCUGUACAGAGUGUGCCUGCGAGCCCCGUGCCUGGCGCCCAUCCGGAGCGUCCCGGAGGAGCCGGAAAAAGUCAGCCUCCGCGCAGAGAAUCCGGCAGAGCGCCAAGAGGGGGAGGAGGAAGACGACGCCGACUGGCUGGGGGACGUCCGCAUCGCCGGAGUCAAAGUGGACAGCCCGAGGCAUUACAUCGACGACGACCCGGCGACCUACGUGCCUCCGACGCAGCCCUGCCACCCGUCCUUGGACGAGGUCAUACGGCUGGACGACUGGGAGGACGGCGAGGAGAACGUGGACUCGCUGAUCACCAAGAAGUUGCUGCAGCUCUACACCGAGUACCAGAUCGAGGAGUUGGCCCGCUGCACCACCGACUCGGUGUUCCUGCGCAAGAGCAAGGCCAUCAACCAGCUCAUCAACUCGCUGGCCGAGGAGCACCAGAUGGACGAGCAGGAGGCCGAGUGUCGGCUGGUGCGCGGCAUCAUCCGCAUCAGCACGCGCCGCAGCAAGAAGAAGCGUCCGGCGGCCUCGCGCCGGGAGAGGACGCUGUCGGACAGCGGCAACGACACCAUGAGGGAGAGCGCCUCUCUGGCCUGCGGCGGCAACAACAACGACUACAAAUCCAAUCCCAACAUCCAAAUAUCAGAAUUGACCUCCUCUGACAAGUGUGCCCGCGACAUUUGGAGGAACACUGGUGGUCGCGCGUCCAGCUCGACGUCGACAAGCUACACGCCCUCCCACGCCGAGACCAACUCCUCGGGCGCCCCGCUCAUUCGCACAUCGGUUAGAACAUGAAUCUGUCCACAAAUGUUCUGGGGGUCCUCCAUUCACGAGCGAGUUCCGCUGCUGCGGCGGCAUCCGAAUUUGCCCCGGAAGUCGCCAUCGUCUAAGUCAUUACGAUCAGUAUUUGAGGAAAAACAGUUUGGAGGUGAAGUAUCAAACAAUCAGAUGUGGUCACCCAGCAUUAUUCUCACGCCGCCACGCACGCAAACAAGCUCACGGUUUGCGACCUUUCAACUCUGCGCCGUCGUGAACCGAGGACCGCCCAUACACGUUCCCCCGCGUGGGUGCGGACCACACGUCAGCUCAGGGCUCCCCGCUUUUAGAUUUAAUCUACGUUUGUGCGUACCCGAUUCAUUCUUGGAAUUGAACGCCACGUUGCCAGCAGCUCACCGUUUUUUUUUCCCCCAACAUCCAUUCUGUCCUCCAUCUAAUUGACGUCUCGUCUUAUGGCCAUACAGGGAGUUGCCCGCCGCAUGCUAAUCCUCACAAGUUGAAACGAAGCAAGCUUUUUCAGGUGCAUUUGUGGCCCCGUGCGUUAACAACGCUGUUCUAAACACGCAAACGGAACUCGUCACUGUUAGUUUCUCACGCGAAUGAAUUGUGAAAAGUUGGGGGAAGUCAUCCACCUGCAUCUGGUGCUUACUUUGGACUUGUGCGCCUCUGGUUUUGCUUUCAAUCAAUGCGUGUGUAUGUAUAUGUGUACAUACAUAUAGAAAAAAAAAAGAAUCCUCGUCUCACCCCUCGGGUGGCGUCCGUCCGUCCCUCAUUCAGCUCGGGUCCUCUACCAGAGGCCAGGAAGCUUGAGGGUUGUGCGCAGUAUCCUUGCCGUUCCCAGCGCCGCACAUUUCUGGGCUGAGAUGUCCGAUGUUGUUCCCGGGAUCUGUGGAAGCGGAGAUGGGCGAGAUGCGAGAUAUCUAGAUAUAUGCAUGCAUGCAGAUCACGCUCUGUUUUAUAACUGUUUUUUUUUUAAAACGUCAUAAUUAAGUGGUUUGGAAAUAAAUCCAGUGGCUACAUA
Messenger RNA from Hippocampus zosterae (dwarf seahorse), 2068 nucleotides. RefSeq names its product keratinocyte differentiation factor 1b (gene kdf1b). Bases 1 to 1065 code for a protein of 354 amino acids. Gene Ontology annotation, biological process: regulation of epidermal cell division; keratinocyte development. The record is from RefSeq and is a predicted model, not a curated record. The transcript is spliced from 3 exons. Lineage: Eukaryota; Metazoa; Chordata; Actinopteri; Syngnathiformes; Syngnathidae. Gene Ontology annotation, cellular component: cell junction.